UUAUCAUUAUUCUAUUGAUCAUCAUCAACAACCACAAUCAAAUUUAAAUCCAUAUUCAUCAUUAUCGUAUCAAACAUUACCUGGACAGAUACAAAAUUUAACAAAUCAAACAUUUAUUUUACGGAAAAAAACUCGUAAACCAAAAAAUAAUCAAACAUUAUCAUCAUUACAACAACAAUAUCCAUUAAAACAAUGGCAAUCAUCAACUUCACUCAAUCGGAAUAACAACAAUUCAACAAUAAUACAUCCAUAUCAUGUACUUAUUGGAGAAGGUCGUAGUCCCUUACCAUCAUCGGAUAAUAAUGAAACUGUUACAGCAUCCGGUUCGAAUAUUCAACCAAUUAGUAUUAUACGUACAAAUAGUUUUCAACAGCAACCAUUAAUGGAUUCACAACAAUAUCCUGUUCAAGAAGCAAUGAUCGAUAUACAAGAACAGCCAUUACCAAAUUAUCAAUGUGAUUCAAUCAUACAUGAUUAUCAUUUUAUUAUUGAAUCACCUGAAUAUCCGGCACAAUAUCCAGUAAAUAGAAUAUGUUCAUAUUAUAUUGGUAAAAAUCGUACUGAUGUUUGUCAGAUUGAGCUUACCAUCUCUGAUAUGGACAUUGAAGAUACGGCUCAAUGCACCGGUGAUUAUCUUGAUCUUGGUAUCACAAGUAUCCAACCAUUGAAUCAAACUACUAAACAACUACGGCCACAACCGCAACAAGGAGAACGUCUUUGUGGUCUAAUGUUACGAAAUACAAGACGUAUUUUAAAUUUUCCUCCGAACGCUUCACAUAUUCGUCUAACAUUUCAUUCGGAUUCAAAAAAUAAUCGUCCAUAUCGCGGAUUUUCGGCAGAAAUUCAACAGAUACCCGGUAGUUGUUCAUAUGUAAAUCAUUCGUAUACGACCAGUUGGAAUCCACAAUAUCCGUUUGGCAGUUCAAAAGGUCCUGUUUAUCAACCGGGUAGUAGUAGUGGUGGUGGUUCAUAUCCAACAUCACAAAUACCAAUCAAUAUUGGUUCCAGUUCUUAUAAUCCUGCUUAUGGUUAUAAAUAUCCUGCCAUUGGUGGUAAUCACUAUUCACCGCAACAACCUGUUCCUGGAACAGCAGGUGUUAGUUAUUAUCCACAACAACAACCAUAUCCAAUGUCUGGACAAUAUCCGAUGAAUACGGCUGGACAAUAUCCAGGAUAUCAUGGACAACAACAACCAUAUCCAACAACAGGCAUUAAUACUGGAUAUGGUCAACGAUUAUAUCCACCACAACAUCCACUUUAUAAUAAUCGUCCAUCCAUUCAAGAUCCUAGUGGUGUCAUCUAUCAGAAUGCAGAUAAAAUACCCGGAUCGCGACCUGCAAUAUAUCCCGGUAGUGGUGGUGGUGACAUGAAAUCACCAUAUGAUCGAAAUCGCCCAUCUUCUAUAUAUCCACAUAGCAAUACAACAGUUGGACCAAUCUAUUUGCUAUCAUAUUGCGAUGUGUAUUUGGGUGAAUAUCAAGGUGAAAUUCGUUCACCGGGUUAUCCAUUUGGUUAUCCAGUAAAUCAUACAUGCAUGUAUACGAUAAAAAAAGCCAAAGAUGAUGUUUGCGGAUUAGAAUUAAUAUUUCAUCAUUUCGAUGUUCAAACACCAAAUACUCAAAAAGAUUUGACAGAUAAUUGUCAUGGUGAUUACCUUCUAUUACCUGAUGGUGAACGUCUUUGUGGUUAUUAUACACAAUCAAUGAGUGGUGAUUAUAAAUUGAAAAAAUACUUUGAAUUUCCCGAAACAUCGGAAUAUGUAUUCAUGCAAUUCAUAAGUGAUGGACAACAAAUACCGGAUGGCAGUGGUUUCUGGAUCGAAGUUAAACAGUUAUCGAAUAGUUGUAAAACCAGCGUAGAUUAUCCAUCUAUACGUUGUGAUCGUAUUAUUUCCGGCAAAUAUUCACAAGUUGAUCGAAUUUAUUCACCUGGCUUUCCACAAUAUUAUGGUAAAAGACAACAAUGUGUCUAUUUCGUACAACCAAUGGAUGAUAAAACAUGUGAAUUUGAAUUGGAUCUUGUACAAUUUAGUCUGGAACAGCCAUUAAAUAAUCCACAGGAAGAAUGUCGAAAAGAUUAUCUACAACUACCGGAUCGAAAACGCAUCUGUGGUCAUCAUAAAUUUCGACGAAUAUUUCAAUUUCCUAAAUACCAUGAUCGUACCAGUAUGUUUUAUUUUCAUUCAGAUGAUCAAAUCGAAGAUCGUGGAUAUGAAAUUGUUGUUCGUCAAUCGCCAAAUAGUUGUGAUAAUUAUAAUUACAAUAUUAGUGGUCAAUCACCAACAACACAGCCAUGGAAUACAAAUGUUUAUGUUCCAUCGAAUGAUCCGAAUAUACCACCUGGUUAUGUACCGCCUACACCGGUUUUCACAUUUGAUAACAGUACCGGUGGUUUACAGCCAUAUCAGCCACCAUUACGUCCGGGUAACACCAAUAUAUAUCCUGGUGGUCCUAAUGUUAUUAAAAUUGGACCCGGUGAAUUCGGUCGUAAAAAUCUUUUACCAUCAGCUGUAAAUAUUCCUGGUUAUCCAACACCACCACCAUAUUGGAUGAAUACAAACAUACCGAAUAAUUUGAACGAUCCAAGAAAUGUUGAUUCUUCUGGUACGAUACCAUUAUUCUAUGCAAAUGGAACUUUGGCAACACGAAUACCACCGAUGAAACCGGUGGAUAUGAUACCGUAUUUGAAAAAAGGAAAAACAAUUAUCCAAAAAGAUUCUAUUGGUCGAUCAUUCACUAUUCACACACCACAAGAUAUGAAUGCUGUCACAUUCAAUCGCAUACCGAAUGUUCAACCGGAUGAACCUGAAUUUCAAUCUAGUGCUCGAAUACAACAAUCGCCAAAAAUCGAACGUUUACGUUCAUUCGAUCAGAUGCCAGCUGCUGCAGUCGAUACUAUGAAUAUUAUGCCCGUAUAUAAUUGUGAUCAAUCCAUUACCAGGCCAGUGGAAUAUAUUCGUAGUCCAAAUUUUCCAAAUAAUUAUCCGGUCGUAACACGUUGUAUUUAUUCAAUACUUAAAUCCGAUACAAGUGUCUGUCAAAUUCGUUUACAUCUAUUGUCAUUAGAUUUAGAAUAUACAUCUGGAUGUCGUAAUGAUUAUCUUCAUAUUGAACCAACAGGUGAAAAACUUUGUGGUCGUUUUAGCCAGCCGGAAGUUCGUGUUAUAAAUUAUUAUGGCUAUUCACGUGAUAUUCGAUUGAUAUUCAAUUCGGAUCGUGAAAUUACAAGCACUGGUUUUGAAGUUCGCAUUGAACAGAUACCAAAUUCCUGUAAUGAACAACGACCAAAUGUUACUACAUUGAAUGCUAUGGUCAUUACACUUGGCAGACAAUUUCAACAGAAACAGCAACAACAACAACAACAAAAUCAACCAUCAACAUUGACUACAUUACCAUUAUUGUCAGCUGUUACAUCAUCACCAAUGUCGACACCAUCUUUGGAUCGAUUACGAACAAGUGAACCAGUUUUUGCAAGUUCAAUUGGAUCACAAGAUAUUUCACCACAAGCAUUGAUUAAUAUGAAUCAAACGACAAGUACUACAUUGACUCCUGGUAUGCUUUCAACAAAUAGUCGUGUAUGCAAAACAACAACAGCAAUAGAAACCUAUUUUGAAAGCGAUAAUUUUCCCCUUGAAUAUCCAAGUAAUUUGGAUUGUUCUUAUCGAAUAUUUCGUGCAAAUCGUAAUGUUUGCCGAUUAGAAAUUGAUUUUGAAGAAUUUAAUGUUGGCGAUGAAAAUUAUUACGGUCCUGAUGGUAAUCAACGAUCAUCGGUUCGUUUCGAUGAUGAUCUGAAUGAUGAUAUGACUCAACGACGAGAACUACAACGUAAUCGUCCUAUUGGUGAAUGUCUAAAUGAUUUCAUUGAAAUCGAUGGUAUCCGUUAUUGUGGACAACGAUCUGGUCAACAGGUGGCAAUAAAUUUUCCAAAAUUUUUAAAUGAAAUUCCCAUACGAUUUAUAUCGGUCAAUUCACCACAUGUAUCCAGUUUUAAUGGAUUCCGUUUGAAAGUACGACAAAUUGAUCAAAAUUGUCGUACAUUAUCAUCAUUAACGAGUCGUUCGAAUAAUAAUAAUGAUGUUGAAAUGGAAGAUGAAUUUGGUCCAGCCAUUGUUGAAUCAUGUCCAAAAUUAUCAACGAAAAAUUCAAGUUCAACAUUGCUACAAUCAUCAUCAUCGGCACCAAUGAUAAUGGUUAUUGGUUUAGAUGGUACAACUAAUUAUAUUGAUCCAUCAUCAACAAUCAAUGAAGAAUUAGUUAAAAUACAGAGUCCACAAUUUAGUCUACCAUCACAGUUACAAUAUGAACCAUUUUUGGAUUGCAAUUAUGUCAUACAAAAAGUGAAUAAAAAUAUCUGUGCAUUGGAGAUACGAUUCGAAUUAUUUUCAUUAGAACAAUCAUUUUCCUGUGAAAAAGAUUAUCUGCAAAUUAAUCGAUUAAAACUUUGUGGUAAAAUACCAAUGGAUACGACACGUGUAUUCGAAUUUCUUGAUGAUCAAAUGAUUAUAAAUUUUCAUACGGAUUCUGAUCAACAGGAAAAAGGUUUCGCAAUGAUACUCAAACAGAUUCGAUGUUGACCAUUCUGAAUUCUGGACCAACGAUAAUUCAAUCGAUCCAUCUUAUCAUUAUGAAAAACAAACAAAGAAAAAAAAAUCUAAACAAAUCACAGCCACUUUUUUUUCUAUCAUACACAGUCAUCAAUAAAUUUUGAUUAAUUUACAUAUAUGUGGUAUUAUUAUAUAAUUAAUAUUCUGGACAUGUAUAACGCCUGUGACGCACAUUUAUACAUAGUGAAAACAAAACAAAACAAAACAAAAACUCUUGAAUCCUUUUCCUAUAAACAUAAAUUCUGAACAUGAACAUUUUUCAAUCAUCAUGAUCUUGAACAUUAAAAUUUUUAUUAUUGUUA
Messenger RNA from Dermatophagoides farinae (American house dust mite), 4905 nucleotides. RefSeq lists its product as uncharacterized. Gene Ontology annotation, molecular function: serine-type endopeptidase activity. The record is from RefSeq and is a predicted model, not a curated record. Lineage: Eukaryota; Metazoa; Arthropoda; Arachnida; Sarcoptiformes; Pyroglyphidae.